Messenger RNA from Lonchura striata (white-rumped munia), 1226 nucleotides. RefSeq names its product adaptor related protein complex 3 subunit sigma 2 (gene AP3S2). The record is from RefSeq and is a predicted model, not a curated record. Gene Ontology annotation, biological process: Golgi to vacuole transport; intracellular protein transport. Gene Ontology annotation, cellular component: AP-3 adaptor complex; membrane coat. Lineage: Eukaryota; Metazoa; Chordata; Aves; Passeriformes; Estrildidae.
GCCCGGUGCGCUUCCGGGGCGGCCGAGGGGCUUCCUGCGCUACGGCCGCGGUGCUGCCGCCGGGAUGAUCAACGCCAUCCUCGUCUUCAACAACCACGGGAAGCCGCGGCUCGUCCGCUUCUACCAGCACCUGGCAGAAGAGGUGCAGCAGCAGAUCAUCCGCGACACCUUCCACCUGGUGCUGAAGCGCGAUGACCACAUCUGCAACUUCCUGGAGUGCGGCAGCUUGUUCGGCGGCUCGGACUACAAGCUGAUCUACCGCCACUACGCCACGCUGUACUUCGUGUUCUGCGUGGACUCCUCGGAGAGCGAGCUGGGCAUCCUGGACCUCAUCCAGGUGUUCGUGGAGACGCUGGACAAGUGCUUUGAGAAUGUCUGUGAGCUGGACCUCAUCUUCCACAUGGACAAGGUCCACCACAUCCUGCAGGAGAUGGUGAUCGGCGGGAUGGUGCUGGAGACCAACAUGAACGAGAUUGUGGCGCAGGUGGAGGCCCAGGGCAAGCUGGAGAAGGCAGAGGGAGGCCUCUCAGCUGCUCCUUCCCGCGCUGUGUCGGCUGUGAAGAACAUCAACCUGCCCGAGAUCCCCCGCAACAUCAACAUCGGGGACAUCAACAUCAAAGUGCCCAACCUGUCGCAGUUCAUGUGAGCAGCCCGUGCUGGGGGCUGCCCGCCAAGCAGAGCGGGGGUCCUGGGCUCCUCCCGGGGCUCUGCAUGUGCCACACAGGGGCCGAUGGUGGCCGAGGGUAGGGAGCGGUGACAGGGCUCAGAGAACGAGCUGGGGAGUCCCUCCCUCUGGACCUGGGCUCAGCUCUGCUCUCUGGUCCCCCAACAAGGAGGGUGCUCUUCCUUCCCCUCGCUCCCUGCGGACACACAGCCUCUCCUUGCUGUGGGGAAGGGCUGGCUCCUGCCUCUCCCGGGGUUCUUGGGAUUCCCAGAGGUGAGAGUGUGCCUGUAGUGGCACUGUCAGGAGCUGCAGGUUGUCUGCUCCACCCUCCCAGCCGUGGCUGUGCCCUGCUCUGGUCCUGCUCUCUGUGAUGGGCCCCGGCUGAGUGGGGAUCCCUCAUGGGAGCUGCUGUGUGCCCGGGGGACAGUGAGUGGGACAUGCUGGGGCAGGAAUGGCAGCAAGAAGGACAGGAGCUGAGUGACCUGGGGGGCUUGCAGGGCCAGGCCAGGCUGGGGCUGCUGGAGUGGGUCCCUGUGUCCCAAUAAACUGCCCUUGAACCCGU